Spinacia oleracea (spinach) is the source of this 1155-nucleotide messenger RNA. Its product is annotated as protein SAWADEE HOMEODOMAIN HOMOLOG 1. The record is from RefSeq and is a predicted model, not a curated record. NCBI's taxonomy places the organism in Eukaryota, Viridiplantae, Streptophyta, Magnoliopsida, Caryophyllales, Amaranthaceae. Bases 82 to 912 code for a protein of 276 amino acids. The transcript has 10 exons. Gene Ontology annotation, molecular function: chromatin binding.
UAAUGCACAUUUGCACAAAGGAAGAAAGACAACAAGUGCUACUGACUACUGAGAGUGAGAAUUAUUUGCACAAGGUUGGUAAUGGAGGCUUCUUGGCUGCAGGAAUUAUUGGAGACCCCUGUUUUCUCUGAAUCUGAGAUUGCAGAGAUGGAGAAUUUAUUCAGGCAAGUAACAAAAGAGGCAUUGACUCAAGAGUUCUGUCAAGAUCUUGCAACAAGUUUUAGUUCCUCCACUUGCCGUAUUGGAAAGCCAACCAUAAUUUGGCAACAGGUGCACAGAUGGUUCCAAGAUAAACAAAGCGAUCCAUCCGCUUCUACAAAUACGUUUAUGAAAAGAAAAGCGCCUGAGUCUUCAAUGAUACUUAAAGGUGGAACAGCUUCAGAAAUUUCAGAGUUGGCUUUUGAGGCUAAGUCUUCAAGGGAUAAUGCAUGGUAUGAUGUUGCUACGUUUCUCAAUUACAGAGUUCUAUCUACUGGGGACCUUCUAAAUAAUAAUAAGCUGGAAAAGGCAAGAAAAUAUAUGAUCCGACUCUGCUUCCAUGGUGCGCUGGCUUGGGCUUCAUUGUUCCACAAAGGGAUUUGUUUGAUUGAUGAGGAAGUACGUGUAAGAUUUGCUGGUUUUGGGAUCUCCCACGAUGAAUGGGCGAACGUACAAAAUAGAGUACGUGAACGAUCAAUCCCUCUAGAACCUUCAGAGUGCCAUAAGAUUAAGGUUGGCGAUCUUGUGCUGUGCUACCAGGAAAGACCGGAUUAUGCUGUAUAUGUUGACGCACAUGUGAUGGAAAUCCAACGGAUGUUGCAUGAUAUAAAGGGUUGUCGAUGCAUCUUUGUGGUUCGAUUUGAUGAUGAUAAGAUUGAGGAAAAGAUCCAGCUGAACAAGAUAUGUUGCAGGCCAAAUAAAAGUCUGCAGUGAGAUUGGCUGUUGCAGAAACUAGAUAAUUAGAACCGAGACCUCAGGCGUUCGCUCCGUGUAACAAUAGUGGCAGGUGAAUGAACAAGUAACACCAUUUGUUGUAUUAAUGUAGAAUUGCUACCUUUUAAGACAUAACCAGAUUGUAAAACAAGUUUCAUGCUCUUGUAAUCUUAUUAUAUGGUGAAUGAAGAAGUGUAACAGAUGCUUUUAAUCUUUCAAUGUUGAUCUUGUCUUUCAAAGUCA